Molecule: messenger RNA, 2328 nt
Organism: Owenia fusiformis
Lineage: Eukaryota; Metazoa; Annelida; Polychaeta; Sabellida; Oweniidae
Source: the annotation of a GenBank genome assembly
UAUCUUAGAUGUAGUAGGGAAUCGUCAUGUCGAUGACGUCACUUCAAAAUGGCAGGUGUUAAAAUUUUCAGAAAAUCUAGGACGGUAUACCGGUUUCUGCAAUAACUCUGCAACAAAGAAAAAGUUAUGGUUCUAUAAAUGUCCCAGAGCAGUGCCAAGCGAUUGAGAAUGGAGAAUUCUAAUGGCGAACAUGAAGCGAGUCCAAGUCCCUCUUUACGGAAGCUUGAGGAAAAUCCAGAACACGGAAUCAAAAUUCUCCAAGGCUUGAACAAAUUGAAAAAUGAUCGUGUCCUUUGUGAUGUUACUUUGAUAGCAGAAGAUCAAAAAUUUGAUGUUCAUAAAGUGAUACUUGUAUCAUGUUCAGACUACUUCCGGUCCAUGUUCACCAGUGGAAUGAAGGAGAGCAAGCAGCAUGAGAUUGAACUAAAGGGGGUUACUGCUAAAGGCCUCGAUAAAGUACUUGAGGUUGUUUAUACAUCAACUACAACACUUGACGGUGAUGAUAUAUUUGAUGUGAUUGCUGCAGCCACACAUUUACAAGUGACGCCUGUCAUAGAAUUCUGCGAGAAAAAUUUCUUGAGUGGAAUGACAACUAGUAACUUUUAUGAUUUUAUCACAACUGCCAAACUUUAUAACAUGAACAAUGCAAUUAAACAAAUUGACUCAUUUAUUGCCCAGAACCUUCUACAAAUUGCAAGUCAAGGCACAUUGCAUCUGAUCACUAUAGAACAAUUAGAGAGCUGUAUGAACUCUGAAACUCUAAGUCUACGUGAAAUAGACAUAUUCCAAAUAGCAUGGGAGUGGCUCCAGCAGGAUCCUAGCCAUGUACAGUAUGCUACAGCAUUGAUGCACUCAAUACGUUUUGAAUUGAUUGACCCCGCCGAUCUUGUAAUGAGAGUGCAGAAUGUCGAGGGUAUGAUGAAUAAUCCUGAUUUACGAGGCUUAGUACUUUCUGCACUGAAUUACCAUGUUAUGCCCCACAUGCAACCUAUAGCUAAUAACCAGGGUAUUAACUUGCGUGCUUACGUGGAGCGUUUAGUCAGCAUUGGAGGCAGGGAGAUUCACCCACACCCUGGCUUGCAUGAUGAAAUUGUAGUAUUUGACUCUGAAAUCACUGCACAUAGUCUACUAAAUAAACGAGACAUCACAACAUUGCCAAAUGCCAUGAGUCAUAUGCAGGUGGUCGUAUUCAACAACUUUCUGUAUGUUCUUGGAGGCUGUACAACCCAAUGUGCCCACGGGGAAUCUGCCGUUAACUCAGCUUUAAGAUAUGAUCCUCGGUUCAAUUCCUGGCUACAAUGUGCUCCAAUGAGUAGCAAACGAGCAUACUUUUUUGCUGGUGUAUUGAACAAUAAAGUGUAUGCCAUAGGAGGUAAAUACAAAGAAGGUGCUCUAGCAACUGCAGAGAGUUACAGUCCGGCAACCAAUAGCUGGGAGAUGGUGCCAUCUAUGCCCAGUGCCUACCAUGCACAUGCUGGCUCAGUCUACAACAAUUAUAUCUACAUAUCAGGGGGCUACAGUAGCAACCAUUUCACUCCUGAUAUGCAGCGCUACUGUCCUGGGAACGAACAAUGGGAGGAUAUGUCAAGUAUGUUAACUCCCAGGGGGUGGCACGUCAUGUGUGUCGCAAAGGAUAAACUGUUUGUGUUCGGUGGAUGUAAUCUAAAUGCCAACCAACAAGCCAACCCUGUGAUGCAAUCUGAACUCUAUGACCCAGCCACGGAUCAAUGGACAGUCAUUGCUCCUUUAUCUCUAUCCCAUAAAGAGGCUUCUUGUGUUGUUUACGGGGACCAUAUUUAUGUACUUGGAGGUUACAAUGUACAAACCAAAACAGGGCAGAAGAUGGUGUCUCGCUAUGACAUCUUUACUCAAACAUGGGAAACUGUAGGUGCUUUAUCCCAAAGUAUGACAGGGGUGGGUUAUUGUACACUCAAGGUCCCCAUGUAUCAUCCCUCCAUAGGUGAUAGAUAGCACAAUAUACAUAUAGUCAAUAUCAAUAACCAAUGUUCAAGUUUUCACCUAAGAAUAUGGGGAAUCCUUUGAUUCCAAAAUAAGAUGGAAAUCAAAUGCCACAUUAUAUUUUUUUGCUAUACUCCCACUUUGGAUAUUUUCAAGGAGGAUUGGCAGCCAUGAUUCAAACUUGAUCCUUCAUUAGCUGGCAUGGGUCAAUUUAGUAAUAAUAUUACCCAUAGUGUUGAAGACUAGCACUGCCAUGGGAGUUUGAAUUAUACCAUAAUACUCGUACACUAGGUAAUGUUAAUCUCCCUACUAAAUACUCAGUCUAAAUAUUGAAACAUUAUAACCAAAUUGUUCCAUGCCAGGCAAUGG